GCGGAUCGGCGUAUGACAUCUCGAAUGUUUGGUCCCGAAGGACAUCGCUUCUCAGACUUUGGCUCAAUGAAGCUAUCAGGGAAUCAUGGAUUUAGUGGUAAUGAUCAAAGUUAUGCGUCUAGUUCUUCUGGAAAUAAUGUGUUAUCCUCGAGUUCUGACAGUGCUCCGAGAAUACUUGAUCAGCCAGUGUUGGUACAGCAACAAAGACCCACACAUAAUCGUAGUUCUACGGGCACCGUUAUGUUUAGCAAUGCACCUCACAACUGGUAUCCAAAUGUGGCUCCUGAUUCCCAGAGUAAAUUUUCAGGAAUUAAUUUCCCUCCCCCUCCCCUAAAUGCGAUGCAGCCACCCCCAUUGCCGCCACCACCGCAAUUCGAAGUAGAUAUGACUCGAUUUGUACCACCACCCCCAUUCAUGCAGCAAACACAACAGUCAAUCGAAGAGAACUCAUGGCAACAAUCUCAGCAAACUGCCUCACAUGGUCAUCCGCACCAACACACAUUUACAGAAAAAAAACAUUUUCCUCAUCCGACCAAACUUGAACUUCCAAAUGCAAGCAGUCUUCUAGACAAUCUACCACGUGGGAGUAAUAUUCAUAGUACAAAUUCACCACAGGAUCAUCAACAGUUACACAAACGCUGGUAUCGGCAGACAGCCCCUCAAGAAGCUCCUUCUAUGAAUUCAUCAGGAUUGAGUGCAACUAAAAAACAAUUUUUAGUUCGUAAUGGAAAUCAACAGUUUACAGAAACACCAUCGCUUACUACUCAGCCAAGGACAAUGAGUAACAUUUCACAUCAAAACAAGUCUUUAAAAUCAGAACGAGUGCUUGAUCAGGAGUGGAUUGAUGACUUGAUCAGAACUAGAAAUGUAAUAUCUCGAAAAAAAGCAAAACCUUCUAUACCAAGAAUGACUGUUGGUGAAUUCAAGGAUCUUCUAAGGCAGAUAAUUCAAUUAAAUGCUGAAUUGAGUGAUUUGCGAGACAAACUAAUGUAUAACAUAGAAAAGGAUGAUUCUGCUUGGCAGUACGAGUACAGAAGAACCCAGAAAAUCCAGAAAAAACUUGUGAAACUUCAGUCAGAGCUCAAUAAUGAAGAAGGGAUUUCACUCAUCAAACAGAAGGUGGAGAGGAUAAAAAAGAAACGGGCACGGUCAAGACAAGCAAGAAAAAGAAAGUGUGAAGAGAAUGAAGAGGCUUUAAAAAACAGAGAAGAACUUAACAAGAAAAUGGAUGACCUGUUUAACAAGGAACUGGAAAGAAAAUUAGAGGAAACUAGGGAAAAAGCUCUUCGAGAGGAAAUUGACAAGACAACUUUUGAAAUAAGACAAAAGAAAUCAGAAGCUACUAAAGCUUUGAAAGUGUUGAAAUCAUUGCGGAAGUUGAGACAGCUACGAAAGGAUGCCGCUGAGAAGAAAGGCUAUCAUACAACGCUAGAAUCAUCAAAAACUUUUGACCUUAGGAUCCAAUCAUUGGAGAAACUUUUUAACAAACAACGGGAUGUCUACAUGGAUGAAGAGAAGACGAUGCAGGUGAUGAUGGAGUUUAAGCAGGAAGAAGACAAGGAAAGGGAAAAAGAGAUUAUCAGGAAAAAGAUGAGGGAUGCAGCGAAGAGAAUAGUCAAUUCUCAACUUGAUUGUUUGUUUGGCCAGGAUGAACCUUUAGAAGCCAGCCAUCCAAUGUAUGCAUUCAGACAGUACUAUUCACAAGCUGAGAACAGCUACCAAUCAUUGCUGGAAAUCAGGCAUUUUUGGGACAGUUUUCUAACAUCUGAAGGUACAUGUGGAGCAUCAAGUAUACCAGUUAACUGGGUUUUCCCCAGUGAAUCCAGUAAUGCUGUAUGGAACUCGUAUCUUGACAAAACUAGAUGAUUUUAUUUUCUGUGUACAAUAAAUACGAGUUCUUUCUACUACUAAA
Messenger RNA from Saccoglossus kowalevskii, 1912 nucleotides. Its product is annotated as programmed cell death protein 7-like. Gene Ontology annotation, cellular component: U12-type spliceosomal complex. NCBI's taxonomy places the organism in Eukaryota, Metazoa, Hemichordata, Enteropneusta, Harrimaniidae. The record is from RefSeq and is a predicted model, not a curated record.